AGUAGAAGCGAAGCUCUUGCUCCUUAAUUGGAGCAAACCUGCCCCCGCGUGGCCAGAAUGCUGCAGCUGAGGGAUGCAGCCUCCUGCGUCCAAGCCAGCGGCUGGCGCCUCCUUCCAGUUGAUUGGCUCGGGGCGGUGCCCUCUGCGGAAGCUGCAGACGAAGUGAGGGGCUAGCGGGCGCCAUGGUCCAGCUCUACAACUUGCACCCCUUCGGUUCUCAGCAGGUCGUGCCGUGCAAGCAGGAGCCGGAGCUCUUCUGCUGCGGCCGGGAUGCACUCUUGGUGGCCUGCGCGCCGAGCGCCUGCAGGGUGGAAGUCUUCCCGGUGGGCCGCUCCGAGCUGUGCCAGCCGCUCGGCUCUUUCAAUACUUUGGGCCGGGUGCUGCGGAUGGCGUACAGCGAGGCCGGUGACUAUGUGGUUACUAUUGAGGAGAAGAACAAGGCCAUCUUCUUGCGAGCUUACGUGAACUGGAGGUGUCUGUCAGCUGGGAGCUCUCGGGUGUGCGUGCGGAUGUUGGGCCAUAAUCCCCAUGCCUCCUACCCUGAAGCUUCGAAAGAGCAGAUGUCCAUUAUAGAGAUGCCUCUUUCGGAUCCUCCCUUGUGCUUCUCUUGUUGCCCUCUCAAGGGAGAUCUCCUUGUUGGCUGCAAGAAUAAGCUGGUCUUGUUCUGCUUGAAGCAGUUGGUGGUGAGCCAGGAUCUGACCAUAUUGGACUUUGAACGCUCCUUAAUUCUGCACAUACAAAAUGUCACCCCUGCAGACAUUGCCUUUUGUGCUGGGUAUGUAGCCAUAACAGCAGAACUAGAAGUCCUAAUUCUCAAACUGGAAUCAAGUGAAAAGGUGGCUGGCAGUACUAGACAGCAUCACUAUGAAUCCAAAGGACCAGAAGAGGUUGCUAAUGAAAGUGUGUUGGAAGAAGCCGAUUCAUCUCAACAGCCUGACUGCGAUGACUUUGUUAUCUGUCAGCAGCCUGUGGAGCUUCUUGGGGAUGAAAGUGAGUUGUGCGGAAUACCAGUUACUCUGGAGUCAACAGGUUUAGUCAGUGAGAAUCCACACUUUCAAAUGCAGUACCUUCUGUACAGGCGGUUUAGUCCAGAUCUGUCUUCAUUUGUCUUCUCUUCUGAAGAAUCCAAACUUCAUUCUCUUCAGCUGCUACCCAUGUACAAGUUGGGGAGCUCCAUGAAAGCUGAGGGAAGAGAGACAGCCAAGCGAGAACUGCUAAGUCUUUUCUGUUUUUUCUCUCUGCCUCAUGUUGGGUACCUCUAUGCAGUUGGCAACCUGAUAGAGCUGAUUUCUACUUACCAGUAUUCAGAGAAGUCCCAGCAGGCGGUUCUGACACCCCAGUUCCUACAUGUCAUCACAAGCAACAACUUGCAGUGCUUUACAGUAAGAUGCAGUGCAGCAGCAGCUCGUGAUGACGAUCCAUACAUUGAUACAACCCUCAAGGCUUGUCCCCCAGUGCAAUUAGAUGUUUGUACCUUGAGAAUGCAGCUCUUUAUAGGGCUGAAAGCUAUUUCUCAUUUCAAGAACCAUGUAAUAGUUCUGACAAAGGCAGACACUGAGGACCAUACAGAGAAGAAAAAGCCUUCAAGAAGAUUCCUCUCAAGAAAGGCCAAUAACCAGUCCAAGGUUCCACCAGAAUCUGAACCAGGCUGGAAUCUAUACAUUGUGAAAACAGCUUCAAUUCUUCAACUUUAUAGAGAAAUGGUCGACUACUGUAAAACCUACGAAAAUGUGAGAACAGAGAGUUGCAUCCAUCUUCUCAGCGAGGCUCACUUGUUAGUCAGGACAGCUUUAAUGGACUUUGACUUGAAAGAAUUGAAAGAGAAGGAAGACCUCCUUGCAGCAUUUCAGGAAAGCUGUGCUCUCCUAGGAGAUUGUUACAGCAGGUUCGAUACCAAAGAUUUCCACCUUGCACUGCCUUACUACAAGAUGUCUGGUCUGUCCAUGGCUGAAGUUUUGGAAAGGGUAGAUUUGAGCUCUCAGAAUGAAAUGCACACGUAUGGAAAGGGAUUUAUAUUUUACUUGCAUCAUGUCCUUUAUGAAGACACCAAUGAGGAGCUGAGUGAAGACUUGGCAGUGAAAGUGCUCCAAAUAUUCUACCUUGCUGAGCCUAACCAGAUGCCCCACGUCAUCUGCAGCCCAUGCACCAAAAACGUAUGUCCUGAAAUGGCGAUGGACUACCUGGAGAAGGUGGAAGUGGUAGUGCCAUCAGUGGUGGUGACCCUCUGCAAGGCUUCUCUGGCUCUGAAAAUGGGUGAUCAAAUCAGAUGCCAAGAGGAGCUGGACAACUAUGCAGAGAUGAUCCAGGUGUGUGGUUUUAUUGUGGAACCAAGACUCCUGAGACAGCAAAUUAAAGGGCAGAUUAGUCCAACUGAACUUGCUGUCUACCUGCGGGAGACGAGACCUGGAUUUCUCGUGGCUUCGGUACUGGCUUUACAUGAGAACAGUAAAAUGGAAUUGGAAGAAGCAGACUCUUACAUCAAGAUGCUGAGUGCCAAGGAGGGAGAUGGUGUUCCCCAGCUCUUAGUGGACUUCUGGGAAGCUCUCCUUGUAGCCUGCUUCCAGGAAGAAGUGGUGCGGGAACUGCAUUUUAAACUUGCUUCCCAGUACAUUUGGAGGCUGUGUAGGAAGGAGUUUCCCGAUACGAAGCCGCUGAAAACCACAGAAGAUCUGGUAAACUCCUGUAGUCAUUAUGGACUUAUUUUUCCUUGGAUUUCAUUCAUGAUGUCAUUAGCACCUCCUUCGGAGCAGAACUCUUCUGAAGAUCUUUCAAAAUUACAGUCUCUCCUAUGCAGCCCACACAUCGAUGUAACUUCUAUCCUGUCAUUUCUGGAAACCCUUCCUGACAACACCAUUUCCGGUCUAAGCAUCCAUAUUCUUUGCAAUACACAGUUAAGGCAGUAUGAGACGGCCAUAGACAGACUCUUGGAGAGGUGCCCUGAAGCAGUCAUUCCUUAUGCCCAGCAUGAGUUGAAAGAUGAGCAUCAGGCUCUGUGGUGGAAAAAGCUCCUUCCUGAGCUCUGCAGAAGAAUCAGAUAUCCUGGAGACAACUAUCCUGUCCUCCUGUCUUCUCUGAAAGAAACAUUAUCCGUCCUCGCUUUGGAACUGGAACUGAGGGACUUCCUAAAUGUUCUGCCCGAAGAUGGUAAUGCAGCUUUUUUCCUGCCACACCUCCUUCAGUGCAGCAGAAGAAGACCGGUGACCUGAACACCGUGAAAAGCACUGUGUGACCUCCAAUAACUUUGGCAAGAACACCUUCUAGAAAAUGGACCAAAUGGCCUUUCCUUCACAAGGCAGUUAUGAAUAAAAAGGCCUGUGAUGCUCAAAGUCACUUAUGUUGGAGGAAGCCUUCCAACAUCGUUGAGGAUGCAGGCUCAAUAUGAAGGGUAUUACUCUAACAUAUCCUUGUGGAUAUUGGAAGAAUAUAGGGUUCACUCUUGGCCUUGAUCACGUGUGGCUUGAAAUUCACAUGAAGGACACUCAUAACCUUGAUGAUUUGUAAAGCGUCCUUAUUUCUACUGAUUGUGGUUACUACUUUCCAGUGUUUUUUAGAAUUCUAUUUACACUGUGUGCAGAAAGCAGGACAAAAUCCUUCAGUAAGUAGGUGGUCCAAAUACACUCUCAUACUAGGGAUACAAUUCCAAACAAACCUGUCUUUCUGAGCCAUCAGUGUGUGGUGUAGUUAUAUCCAACCACCAAAACUUCUGAAUAGCUCAGUGGCAUCAACGAGACAUUUUUCUGUACCCAAGGACCAGUAAGUUGCUGAAAAUGCAGCUCUGAUUUGCAGUAUCUGAGCUGGAUGAGCGUGCAGCAGAUUGUAUCCAAUAGCAGCUUGUUCCUGCUUCAAGAAUUAUUUCUAAGGAGGCUGUCUCUCGUUCAGUCGCAAGAACCAGCCAGUAUAAGCAUUAUUAGGCCAGACCUCUUUGAUUCCUCUUCCUCCUGACAAUCACUUGAACACAGAGUAUUGCACAGAUUUUUCCACAAAUGGUGGCAAAUGUGAUUGUUUUAUUCUGCCUUCAGUCUCUGUCCUGUACAUAAGGAAGCAUCUUUAAAGGUGGUUUAUUGUUCAGCAUUUUUAAGCAUACUACCUACCAGAGGUGUUGCAAUUCUCAGAGGCUGGGAGCACCAUUUGUAUUGUACUUUUUAAAAAUCACUUGGCAUUGGAUGUUUUUAUAGCAUAUUCUACCCAGCCAUUGGGCUUUAGUUUUUAUCAGUUUUUCGGUGAGAGAACAAUAGUGGAAGUAGCGGCAUCCUUAGUUGCAUUGUAGCACUACCUGAGAACAAAUGGUGAGUAUCUGCAAACAAGAAAAAGUAAAGUCCAAACAGGAGUUCUGAUAAUCGUGUGUUAUAAGAAAUGUAUUAAAACAUGCAUUAUAUCACAAUUGUAACACAUUGGUUAGUAUUUAAUUGGUUUAGUCAUUUUGGCCAGAUUGAAAAACAGAAGUUGACCACCUUGUUUGAAUGCUUUAAAAACAUUAAUCUCAUAUU
Heteronotia binoei (common prickly gecko) is the source of this 4487-nucleotide messenger RNA. RefSeq names its product HPS3 biogenesis of lysosomal organelles complex 2 subunit 1 (gene HPS3). Gene Ontology annotation, biological process: organelle organization. NCBI's taxonomy places the organism in Eukaryota, Metazoa, Chordata, Lepidosauria, Squamata, Gekkonidae. The coding region runs from base 183 to 3206 and encodes 1007 amino acids. The transcript has 17 exons. The record is from RefSeq and is a predicted model, not a curated record. Gene Ontology annotation, cellular component: cytoplasm.